Molecule: messenger RNA, 2025 nt
Organism: Melopsittacus undulatus (budgerigar)
Lineage: Eukaryota; Metazoa; Chordata; Aves; Psittaciformes; Psittaculidae
Product: serine/threonine-protein phosphatase 6 regulatory ankyrin repeat subunit B-like
Molecular function (GO): protein binding
Source: RefSeq, a predicted model, not a curated record
UAAUGUUGAAUGUAUAAAACUCUUGCAAAGCAGUGGAGCAGAUUUUAAUAAGAAGGACAAAUGUGGGAGGACACCUUUGCACUAUGCAGCUGCAAAUUGUCAUUUCCACUGUAUUGAGACACUGGUGACAACAGGAGCCAAUAUUAAUGAAACAGAUGACUGGGGACGCACCCCUUUGCACUAUGCUGCUGCUUCUGACAUAGACCGAAAAAAGAAUAUUUUAGGUAACUCCCAUGAAAAUGCUGAAGAACUUGAAAGAGCCACUGAGAUGAAGGAAAAAGAAGCUGCAUUGUGUCUGGAGUUCCUCCUACAGAAUGAUGCCAAUCCAUCCAUCCAAGACAAAGAGGGGUACAACACUGUGCAUUAUGCUGCUGCAUAUGGGCACCGGCAGUGUUUGGAACUGCUUCUGGAGAAAACCAACAUGUUUGAGGAAUCCGAUUCUGCAGCUACAAAAAGUCCUUUGCAUUUAGCUGCUUAUAAUGGUCAUCAUCAAGCUUUGGAGGUACUUCUCCAGUCUCUAGUAGAUCUGGAUAUCAAGGACGAGAAGGGACGCACCGCUUUGGACCUGGCUGCCUUUAGGGGACAUGCAGAGUGUGUGGAAGCUCUCAUCAGCCAGGGUGCUUCUGUCAUCGUAAAAGACAAUGUCACCAAAAGGACCCCUCUCCACGCCUCAGUCAUUAACGGCCAUACACCCUGUUUAAGGUUGUUGUUGGAAGUUGCAGACAACCGUGUGACAGACGCAAAGGACAGUAAAACCCCACUGAUGCUUGCAGUGGCGUGGCACAUUGAUGCUGUUUCUUUAUUACUUGAAAAAGAAGCAUCUGUAGAUGCAGCUGAUCUCCUGGGAUGCACAGCUUUACAUCGAGGGAUUAUGACCGGGCAUGAAGAGUGUGUUCAGAUGCUGUUAGAGAAAGAAGUAUCUAUUUUAUGUAAAGAUGCCAGAGGCAGAACACCUCUGCACUUUGCAGCAGCUCUGGGUCACGCCACUUGGCUAAGUGAAUUACUGCAGAUAGCACUUUCAGAGGAAGACUGCAGUUUGAAAGAUAAUCAAGGUUAUACACCACUGCACUGGGCUUGUUACAACGGUCAUGAAAACUGCAUAGAGGUACUAUUGGAACAAAAAUUUUUCCGCACAUUCUAUGGUAAUAGCUUCUCCCCAUUGCACUGUGCUGUAAUCAAUGAUCAUGAAAACUGUGCAUCACUGCUCAUCGGAGCCAUCGAUGCCAGCAUUGUCAAUUGUGAAGAUGACAAAGGAAGAACACCCCUUCAUGCAGCAGCCUUCGCAAAUCACGUGGAGUGCCUCCAGCUCCUUCUGAGUCACAGCGCACAAGUGAAUGCUGCGGAUCAUGCAGGAAAAACACCACUCAUGAUGGCAGCUCAGAACGGUCACACAAGUGCUGUAGACUUUUUGGUGAACAUUGCCAAGGCUGACUUGACAUUAAAAGAUAAGGAGUCGAAUACGCCUUUGCACUUGGCUAGCAGUAAAGUAAGGUCAUGAAAAUGUGCCUUGCUAAUACUUGACAAGAUACAAGAACAGAGCCUUAUUAAUGCAAAAAAUAAUGCAUUGCAGACACCUCUCCAUAUUGCUGCACGAAAUGGCUUAAAGAUGGUGGUGGAAAAAUUGCUAGCCAAAGGGGCAUGUGUCCUAGCAGUAGACGAAAAUGUUUCUAGGUCAAAUGGACCACGACCCUCACCUGCAACAGAUGUACAAAAGGAAGAAUGAGACUUUGUAAACAAAACCAAACUAAACAAAAAGCUAUCACGAACUAAUCAGCUGUACCAAGAGGACCAAAAUGCUUCAGUAAUUAAAUGGAAGACUUUGCUACUUUUAUUUUUUCUUCAAAUGUGAGUGACAUAAUGAACCAGUUUUUUCUAAACCAUAAAAAUAGAAAUUUUUGAGGUAAUGAGUAGUCUUGAGUGAAUUUUACAUUUUAUGACGCAGGUUUCAAGUUGACAUUUGUAACUGAUGAUGUGUUGACCACAGUUUGGGUUGUUUUCUUUCCAGACUAAAGAAUAUGUUCAUAU